Messenger RNA from Musa acuminata AAA Group (dessert banana), 2205 nucleotides. RefSeq names its product probable protein phosphatase 2C 33. The record is from RefSeq and is a predicted model, not a curated record. Gene Ontology annotation, biological process: peptidyl-threonine dephosphorylation. Gene Ontology annotation, molecular function: protein serine/threonine phosphatase activity. The coding region runs from base 705 to 1994 and encodes 429 amino acids. Lineage: Eukaryota; Viridiplantae; Streptophyta; Magnoliopsida; Zingiberales; Musaceae. The transcript is spliced from 7 exons.
GCAUGCCCGAUCUCCCCUGCUUAAAAGUCUCAUCCAUGGCAGAGGGGCACCCAAGUCAUUAUGACCGUGUGGUCCUCCUUCCCUCUCCAUACGCAGCAUCACAGAGGGCUACAGCUACACAACCCAAUCAAGAGGCUUUAGUUUAGGCAGCGAGUAGUGGGGGAUAGGCAGCACAACUGGAAAACACCACAUAAAAAUUUCCUUGGUCCCAAUCCUAUGCAUUCCCCCUCUUUCCUCACCUUCUUUCCCCUCAGAGCCAUCUUUCCAUGAUAAAAAGGAAAAAGAUCUCCUUUUUAUUCCCCAUCUCCGCGCUCUCUCUCUCUCUCUCUCUCUCUCUCGCUCUGUGUUGUGUUCCUACAGUGAAAGACUCCCUGAUCGACUACCCCUUUCUCGUUUUCUUCGCCCAAUUGGGCGUGCUCUUCUCGGUCCCUCUGAUCCCAGUCCCAUCCUUUCUCGAUCCCGGAGAUCGAAUUUUUAUGGUCCGCAUUGCUCUUUCCGAUCGUCGAAACCAGUUCUUCUUGGUAAGGUUUUCUUAGUCAAAAGUUCGAUAUUUUUUUUCUGCUUGGAGUCUUGCUUUGGACCGGAUUGAGAGGGUGGUAAUGUGGGUUCUUGGGAGGAGAUUGACGGGAAUGGGGGCUAGGUGAGUGAUUUGUGUCGAGGGGAACGGAUUAGGGUUCUUUAGGGGACCGCGACGUCCGCCACCGAUGGCUACUGAGGUGCGGCCUCGAGAUCCGAGCAUGCGACCGCCCAUGGUCCCGCUGGCGACCCUCAUCGGCCGCGAGCUUCGCGGGGGCCAGUCCGAGAAGCCCGCCAUCAAGUACGGGCACGCCGCCUUCGCCAAGAGAGGGGAGGACUACUUCCUUGUCAGGCCCGACUGCCUUCGGGUCCCCGGCGACGCCGCCUCCUCCUUCUCGGUCUUCGCGAUCUUUGACGGGCACAAUGGUGUUUCUGCUGCUGUGUUCGCAAAAGAGCACCUUUUGGAGCACGUUAUGAGCGCGAUCCCUCAGGGAAUCGGUAGGGAAGAAUGGCUUGAAGCCCUUCCGCGUGCACUGGUCGCUGGUUUUGUCAAGACGGACAUCGAUUUCCAGCGCAAAGGGGAGACUUCUGGGACGACAGCGACGCUGGUUGUCGUCGAUGGGUGGACUGUCACAGUUGCAUCUGUGGGUGACUCGAGGUGCAUUCUGGAUUCGCAAGACGGUGUGGUCUCAUUGCUUACGGUUGAUCAUAGGCUGGAAGAGAAUGUUGAGGAGAGGGAACGUGUGACUGCUAGUGGAGGAGAGGUUGGAAGGCUUAAUAUUUGCGGUGGAAAAGAGGUUGGACCGCUUCGCUGUUGGCCGGGUGGGUUAUGCCUUUCAAGGUCAAUCGGGGAUACAGAUGUGGGCGAGUUCAUUGUCCCGAUUCCUCAUGUGAAGCAAGUCAAGCUUUCAAGUGUUGGAGGACGUUUGAUAAUUGCUUCUGAUGGCAUAUGGGAUGCCCUUUCAUCCGAGCUAGCAGCCAAAGCUUGCCGAGGAAUUCCUGCGGAACUUGCUGCAAAGCUCGUUGUUAAGGAAGCAUUGAGAACAAGUGGCUUGAAAGAUGACACGACUUGCCUAGUUGUUGAUAUAAUUCCAUCUGAUCACACUCUCCCACUACCAUCACCAGUAAAACAGCAAAACAAGUUCAGAUCACUCUUUGGGAAGAAGCCACAGAAUGCUGCUGGCAAACCUAACAAACUUUCUUCUGUUGGCGCUGUGGAGGAAUUAUUUGAGGAGGGGUCAGCUAUGCUGGAAGAAAGGCUGGGAAAAAGUUUCUCAUCAAGGGAGAACACAGGGCUUCUAAGAUGCGCAAUCUGCCAAACUGACCAAGUUCCAGAUGAUGAUUUAUUCGUUAAUUCAGGUGAUCUCUUCUCCCCACCAUCGAAGCAACAGGAGGGUCCAUAUCUUUGCGUUGACUGCCAGAGGAAGAAGGAUGCCAUGGAGGGGAAACGGCCAAGUGAUUCAUCUAUGUCCAGGUGAAAUACUGAUGGAAUGUGUUCAAAUGUAAAGAGGGUUAAGGUGAAUAAACUGUUGGCUAAUGUUCCGAGGUGGUUUCCUGAUUGUUGUUUGGUGAACUAACUGCGGUGCUAUCUCACAUUGUGAUAGUUUGAUUACUAACCAGGUGUGGAAGUUGUAUGAACCACUGUUGGUGAACUAGUGAUAUUGCUCAAGAAAUAGCUUCAUUUAUCUA